Plasmodium gonderi is the source of this 7497-nucleotide messenger RNA. Its product is annotated as TRAP-like protein. NCBI's taxonomy places the organism in Eukaryota, Apicomplexa, Aconoidasida, Haemosporida, Plasmodiidae. The record is from RefSeq and is a predicted model, not a curated record. The transcript has 2 exons. Bases 1 to 7497 code for a protein of 2498 amino acids.
AUGAAUUUUUUAAUCAUAUUAAGUAUCUUAAACCUUUUGCCCUUGUCAUUUGGGUUAUUUAUAAAAGAGGGAUAUUCAGAGAGCCGUAGCAAUGUAUUUGGAGAUCAUUGCAAAGGAUUGAAUGUGCACUUUCUAAUAAGUUCAGAAAAAUUCUAUGAUUCAUCAUAUGCCGCUAAAUUGUAUUAUAUCCUUGCAAGAGUUGCAAACUCUAUGACUGGUUUUAAUCCAAGUUAUUUUUCAAUUUCUUUUUUUGAUGAGAAAAUUUUGUAUACUAAUAGUAAAAAAAUGUACACAAUUAACUUGCCUAAAUUCAAGGAAAUGUUUCAGAGUAAAUACAAGCUUUAUGCAAUUUCAAAAUCAAAGCAUGCAGAUUUAUUUACAUCAUUAAAAGAGUAUUAUGAAAAAAAUAUAUUAGGCAAUCCAAAUAUGAAAAAAGCCCCCAAUAUUAUAGUUAUUUCUAAGAAUCUUGGAUAUAUGGGCUCUUCAGAAUAUCCAGAUGAAUUAAUAAAUUACAUCAGAGAAAUUAGAAGUAGGGAUUUGGGAGUUUUUUUCUAUUCUGAUGAUUCACUUGCUUCGAAAGAUGUGGCUUAUCGUAUUUCAGAAAUGAGUUAUAGUAGUGAGUCAGAUACUCCUUUUGCAUAUUUUAUUAAUAAUGAAUAUGAUUUUAAAACUCGAAUGAGUCUAAGGAAAUUCUGUUAUAGUGUAAAAUAUGGUGCAACUUGUGCAAGGUAUAAUGAUUGGUCUGAAUGGAGUGGACCUUGUGAAUUUAGGAAAAGACAAAGAACUAUUCCAUCAAAUAUUACCAUAACUGAUUAUAUCGAUAAUAAGGUUAAUUAUAUUCCUCAUUGUAAAAAUCUCUUUAAUUAUAAUUUAAUAAUAAAAGAGGAUUAUAAAGAUGAAUGUAAAAGUGAUAUAUAUGAAUGCAGAGGAAUUUGUGAUAAUGGAUACAAAUUUAAACCGUAUUCUUCGUAUUUUGAAAUAUUAGAAAAAUAUGAUACCUGUACAGAUUUACCAGUUUGUACAAGUGUGCAAAGGAGAAAAGGGUAUGAUCGAAUAUAUGAUGAUCUAUCAUUGACACUCUCAGAAAACGCAAAAUAUUUCCGUCAAUUAGAAGUGAAAGAACGUAACAUAAUUGACGAAAGAAAGUGGGGAGAAGAUGAAAACACUUCUUAUGCACGAAAGAUACAUGAAUCAGAAAUUCAAUUGGAAAAUAAAUCGAGAAAAAUGAUAGAAAGACAACACCUUCUCGUUAAAAAUCAUAAGCGCUUGCUUGAACACAUAAAAAUGGGGGAUGAUAUAGGCGUAAUAGAUGAAUUUGGAAAUUUUACCCUUCAAAAGAAUCCGAGUACAGGUCAAGUGGUUGAAUCUGUAAAUGCAAAUAGUAAGAAAAAUGCAGGUGACAAUAAUCAAAGAAGAGGAGACACUAAUAUUGGUGCUAUAAAUGAGAGAAGGGAUAGUAAAACAAAUACAAAGAAUAUAAGUGGUAGUGAAAAUUCUAAAGACAGAAAAAUACUUGACGGAAAUAUUGGAAAUGGGGAGAAGCAAAGUGAGAAUGAAUCUGUUGAAAAGGUAUCUGUCAGUGAUGAAGGCUUUGUAAAUGGAGAGAAAAAAAGUGAAACUAAAAAUUCUGAACAGUUAUCUGUCAGUGAUGAAGGCUUUGUAAAUGGAGAGAAAAAAAGUGAGACUAAAAAUUCUGAAAAGGUAGUUGUAGGUGAUGAAGGCUUUGUAAAUGGAGAGAAAAAAAGUGAGACUGAAUCUGUUGAAAAGGUAUCUAUCAGUGAUGAAAACAUUAUAAAUGGGGAGAAACAGAGUGAGACUGAAUCUGUUGAAAAGGUAUCUGUCAGUGAUGAAAACAUUAUAAAUGGAGAGAAACAGAGUGAGACUGAAUCUGUUGAAAAGGUAUCUGUCAGUGAUGAAAGCAUUGUAAAUGGAGAGAAACAGAGUGAGACUGAAUCUGUUGAAAAGGUAUCUGUCAGUGAUGAAGGCUUUGUAAAUGGAGAGAAACAGAGUGAGACUGAAAAUGCUGAAAAGGUAUCUGUCAGUGAUGAAAACAUUAUAAAUGGGGAGAAACAGAGUGAGACUGAAUCUGUUGAAAAGGUAUCUGUCAGUGAUGAAAACAUUAUAAAUGGGGAGAAACAGAGUGAGACUGAAUCUGUUGAAAAGGUAUCUGUCAGUGAUGAAAACAUUAUAAAUGGAGAGAAACAGAGUGAGACUGAAUCUGUUGAAAAGUUAUCUGUCAGUGAUGAAGGCUUUGUAAAUGGAGAGAAAAAAAGUGAAACUAAAAAUUCUGAACAGUUAUCUGUCAGUGAUGAAGGCUUUGUAAAUGGAGAGAAAAAAAGUGAGACUGAAAAUGCUGAAAAGGUAUCUGUCAGUGAUGAAAGCGAUAGAGACAAUAAUAACCAAAUAAUUGAAUCCAUUCGCGUGGACGAUAAAAAUAAUCAUGGAACAGGAGAAAAUGAAAAAGAAAAAAGAGAGAAAAAAAUUGUCCACAGUAAUGAUUUUGAUGAAACAGUUGAAAUAGCAGUGCCAAAUACCACUGACACAAUAGAUAAAGAUGAAACUGAAGAAAAUGAUUCUAACAGUUUACCAGAUGGGGGAAAUAUGAGCAAUGUGACAAGUGGAGAUUCUUCAAAUAAUCAAAUAAUAAACUCAGAAGUUAGCAAUAGCAAAAAUUUUCCAAUUGACAAUAGGAAGGAACAUAAUGAAUAUACAACUGAUUCUGUUGUUUCUACAAAUGUUGGUGAUACUACAAACACAGGAGAAGGUAUCGUAGAUUCAUCACAAGAACAUUCUACAGGUAAUCAUAAUAAAUUACCUGUUUAUGAAAGUACAAAUGAGGAUACAAACAACUUGGUCUAUAGACAGAAUUCAGAUUUGAACGAAGAUAAUAAUGUCUCAAAAAAGGAAAGUGAAAUUGUUAAUACUAGUAAAGAUGAUACAUAUAAAGGAAAUGACGUGAAUAAAGAGGUGCAUGAAACAGAAGCUGUGCAUGAAGAUGCGCUAAGGGAAGAAAUAGAUAAACAAGAUACAAGUGAAGACAGCAUUAAAGUCCAAGAAAGUAAAAACAAAUAUGGGAAUAAAGACAAAGGUGUCAUUCAUGAAAUUACAGUAGGAAUUAAUCAAAUAGGACGAGCGUCGGAGAUGGAUAAAAAGGAAGGAAGUGUAGAAGGAGAAGAUAAAAUAAAGAGCAAUACGAAAAAAGAAGAUGCAAAUGGUGAGGAAUCAAUAGAGGGACAGAUACAACAUGAAGCAACUAAACAUGUAAGCGUGAAUGAAGAAGAGGUAAGUCAAGGACAUGAAGGAAAACAUGUAAUUUUGAACAAAAAAAAAUUACGAGGAAAAAAUAUAAAUAAUCAGCACGUUUUAGAUGAUUCCAUAAAUCAACGUCCAUUCCCACAAGUAGAAAGUGAGAAAAUAUCAUCAAGUGAACAUGAAAUAGAGAAUAAUAACGGAAGAAAUGAACGCGUUAAUGAACCGAAUGAAGACCUACAUGAUACAAAUGAAAACAUAGCAGAAAACAAACAAUCUCAUGUAACACGUGAAAUGAAUAAGGACAAUUUAUAUCAGGAUGAGCAUUUGGUAGAAUCUACAAUUCUCGAUGAAACAAAAACACAUCAACAUCACACUACUAGUGAUAAUAUGAAUGGUGAAAAUAAAAGAACAAAUGAAAACAUAAAUGGGAAUAAUUUAGAAGAUGUAAAAGAUAGCAUAGAUCCUUUGAAUAUUGCACAGCAACACCAACACCAGCAUCAAUUUGAAGAUAAAGAUAAAGAAGAGAAUAAAAAUGAUCACACAAAAGACACAAAUUCUGAUAAUGAAUCAGGGAAUCAUAUGAUUACAGAUGGUGAACAAACAGGUGAUAAAUACAUGAAAGAAACAAAGGAAACAUCAAGAAAAUCAGUUAAUGAACAUAAAAAUUUGGAAGAAGGAAAUACAAAAAAACAUUAUAUGCAUGUUCGUACAGGGAACGAGCAAUUAAUAGCUGAAAAUAAUGAACAAAAGCAUAAAAUUCAAGAUGAGAAUAAAGGAGAAAUAAUAUUAGGUGAUGAUAUUAACAAUGUUCAGGUAUCUGAUAAAAACAUAGAAACAAAUAAAACAUUUCAUAAAAAUAUAAGAAAACAUUUAGGAUCAAAUGAUAUGGACAGUAUUCACGAAACAGAUAGAAAGAGUGAAGAAAAAAUAGUUCAAGAUGAUAAUACGGGUUAUAAUAUAGAAAAUAAUACUGGUGAUAAUACGGGUUAUAAUGUAGAAAAUAAUUCUGGUGAUAAUACGGGUAAUAAUUCUGAUGAUAAUACGGGUAAUAAUUCUGGUGAUAAUACGGGUGAUAAUUCUGGUGAUAAUACGGGUGAUAAUACGGGUGAUAAUACAUAUGAUAAUACGGAUGGUCCUACCGAAUUAGAAGAAGUGCUGAGGGAAAACAGCAUAAUCAAUAAAAACUUUGCAGAACAUAAAGACUCACAUAAUAUUAAAAGAGGAGAUGAUAUAUCAAUAGAAAAUGUGAAGGAAGAUCAAAUAAGGAGUGAACAUAUUCAAGGAAAAGACAUAUUGUCUGGUAAGCAUAAAGCACAAAAUCAAGCACAAGAAGAAAUGGGGAAGAAAAAUAAAAUCCCUAAUGGUCAUAUACAACAAGAAAUAUCGUCAGAUAAUAUUCUAAAGAAAUACCAAAUACAAGAAGGGGAGGUAAAAGCAGACAUAACACAACAUCAAACACGUACCCAUAAAACAGAAUCAGAGGAUGCUAUAAAAAAUGAUCAUUUUUCAGAUGUAUCUAAGAGGAAAAAUGAACCAGUUAAUGAAAGUGAUCGAACACAUAGAAUACCAGAUAAUACAAUGAAUGGACAUUAUAAAGCAGAUGAAAUAAUUGAAAAGCAUACAUACUUUGGUGAUAGAAAAAAUCCAGUAGAAGGGGAAAGUGAAUAUGAACGAAAAAUCGUGCGUGAAGACCCCAAUUUAGGUGAAGUUACGGGUGAACAUAAAUCUAUGUACGAAGGUAAAUAUGUGGAUCAACACAAAAAUAAUAUACGUGAGCAUAUAAAUAUGGGUAUACAUAAAACGAAUAGUGAAGAUGAGAAUGUAGAUGUUAUCACAGGUGAACAUAAUGAUGUGGUUAAGCAUGAAUAUAUUGGUGGGAUUACAGAUGUGGAUGAGCAUAAAGUUAUUGGUGAAGAUGUAGAUGUAGUUACCGGUGAACAUAAAGACGUGGGAGAAAGCAAAGGAAAGCAUGUAGAUGUAAUUGAACCAAUAGUAAAUGGUGAAGAUGCAUAUGCAGUUACAGGGAGAAGCAAGGGUGAGUAUGCAGAUGUAACUGAACCAAUAAUAAAUGGUGAAGUUACAGUUGAACAUAAAGUCAUAGGAGAAAGCACGGGUGAGCAUGCAGGUGUAGAUGCAGCUACAGGUGAACAUAAUGAUGUAGGAGAAAGCAAGAGUGAGCAUGCAGGUGUAGAUUCAGCUACAGGUGAACAUAAAGAUGUAGGAGAAAGCAAGAGUGAGCAUGCAGAUGUAGUUACAGUUGAACAUAAAGUCAUAGGAGAAAGCACGGGUGAGCAUGCAGGUGUAGAUGCAGCUACAGGUGAACAUAAAGAUGUAGGAGAAAGCAAGAGUGAGCAUGCAGGUGUAGAUGCAGCUACAGGUGAACAUAAAGAUGUAGGAGAAAGCAAGCGUGAGCAUGCAGACGUAGAUGAAGCUACAGGUGAAUAUAAAGUUACAGGAGGAAGCAAGGAUGAUCAUGCAGAUGCAGUUACAGGUGAACAAAAAGAAAUAAGAAUAACUAAGGGUGAGCAUGCAGAUGUAAUUGAACCAAUAGUAAAGGGUGAAGUUGCAGAUGUAAAUGCAAUUUCAGGAAAACAUAAAGUUAUAGAGGGAACAAAGGGUGAGCAUGCAGAUGUAGAUAUAGUUUCAGGUAUACAUAAAACUAUAGUGGAAAAUAUGGAUAUGGGAAAGCAUAAUAAAGAUGUUGGUGAGCCAAGAAUAAACGUUGAAGGUAUAGAUGUAGAUGGAGUUACAAGUGAAUACAAGUCUACUGACAGAGGUAGGAGUGUAGAUGAACAUAAAGAUGUAAUUACGAGUACUGAUGCUGGACAGCAUAGAGCCGUGAAUGAAAUUGAACACAAAGAUAUUCGUGAAGGAAUCAUAGGAGGGGAAAAUAAUGACGAAUAUAAAGACGAAAGAGUGGACGAACGUACAGGCGAAUACAAUAGUUUUGAUGAAGGUGAAAAUAUACAAGGGCGUACUAAAGAGAAUGAUCCGAUAAAUAUUAGAGCUAACGAUGUUAUUAAUGAGGAACGUGAAAAAGAAAAUACAACGGAAAGGAUACACGACAGUAAAACAAUGGAAGAAUCCGAAAAUACUGGAAUAAAUAAGAAAAUUCAUGAAGAUAAUGAUAACACCUUUAAUAAAACAGUAAAAAUCGAAGACAAGAAGAGAGAAAUGGUAGAAGAUAAUGCACAUUCAACAAAUAAUGAAGAAAAAAUGGAAGAAAAAUAUAAAAAGAAUUUAGAUUACACAAUAGGCGAUGUGAGAAAUAUGCACGUAUCAACUGAUAAACAAACUGUAAUGAAUAAUGAAAGAGAAAAAUCUGAUGAAAUGAAAGAACAGUUAUCCAAAAAUAAAGAAAUGGAAGGGGAAACGGAGAUAAAAGAAGCAGAAGAAGAUAUACGAAGCAUGAAAAAUGUAGAUAAUACAAAGGGUGAAGAUUCCAGUAAAAUCAAUGAAGAUUUAGAUACCAUACAUACAAAAGAUAAAAUAAGCUUAUUGCCCGAAGAUAAAUCAAAUAAUAUAGUAUCAGAAAAUGAGAACAUAGAAAGAACAAAUAUAAAUGAAAUUAUUGAUAGUGUAGUCAAUGCGUACAAUAGUAAAAAAAGUCAUAGUGAAAAACUGGAUGACGUUAAUGAAAAACUAGAAAUUCUUGGUGAUUUUGUAGAAAAUAACAAAAACAUGCAAGGUGAUAAAGAUAAGAAUCCAUAUAAAUAUUACUCGAACACAAAAAGUGUUCAUAAGAUAUACUAUAAAAAAUCCCCCAAUGGAAAAUUAGAAAAGGAUAAAUAUAUUAUUGUUGGUAAGAAUAAUUUUAUCAUAGAUUCAGAUGAUAUGAAAAAUCCUUUUCCCAAAAAUAUGUCUAACAAGGUUAAUGAGCUCCUAGAUGAACAUAUUCAAAAGGAUAUGAUAAAUACAUUAGAAGAAAAUGAAAAAGAGAAUACACAGGAAAUCGAAAAAGAAAUCAGAUCUGAGAACGAAGAAAAAAGCGAAAAUGAAAGUAGUGAAAGUGAAUCCUAUCACACAAAAACAUUCAAAUAUGCAAGUAUAACACUUUUUGCUGGUGUAGUUGUAGUUUUAACAUCUAUGUUUAUCUUGAAAAAGAUACAAGGUUUAAAUCAACCCGAAAAAGAUAGUCUUGAUAAUGUCGAAUAUCAGUUUACUGAGAAAAAUGCUGUUCAAGAAUAUAAGGGACGGGAAGUAUCCUGUAGUCCAAGUGGAUAUAUAGAAGAAGGUUGGUCGUAG